Larimichthys crocea (large yellow croaker) is the source of this 1889-nucleotide messenger RNA. RefSeq names its product prokineticin receptor 1b (gene prokr1b). The transcript is spliced from 3 exons. Gene Ontology annotation, molecular function: neuropeptide Y receptor activity. The record is from RefSeq and is a predicted model, not a curated record. Gene Ontology annotation, cellular component: plasma membrane. Gene Ontology annotation, biological process: neuropeptide signaling pathway. Lineage: Eukaryota; Metazoa; Chordata; Actinopteri; Sciaenidae. Bases 339 to 1511 code for a protein of 390 amino acids.
GAGCGGAGCGCAGCGGGCUGACGGCGGAUACAUUCAGUGUUCAGGGGGAGGUUGAUGGAGCCACUUUCUUCUUCAGCACUUCGGCUUGUUUCCGAACCUGACAGAGCUCGCAAUGGCAUUGUUGUUUGUUAAUUAGCCGAGAAAAGUCGCUCAAUUUAACUGGUGAAGAUGUGCUGCUGGUUCCAAAGAAGAUUUUUAUUUUCACACAGUCAACGUGAUAAUUGAAACUGCUGUCAUUGGCACCAUGCACCAAAAAGAGUCAUCAUUUUUUACCUAAUUUGAUGGAUGGACUUGUCAAACAUUAAUUUUUCUUAAACAAAAUAAGUGCGUGUGAAGACAUGGGGGACUCCAACAUCAGCCACAUGGCAGUAGCUUAUACAGAAAUGCAGGAAAGUCUCCCAACAGGCAAGUUGGAUCAUUACAUGGAUAACUAUGAUAUGGACUAUGAUAUCCCUCCUGAUGAGAUUCCAGACACCACGCAGGGCCAGGCGUUCUAUGUGGCCACCAUUGUUAUUGGUGUGGUGCUUGUCUGUAUCAUGCUUGUCUGUGGUUUUGGGAACUUCAUAUUCAUUGCCACGCUGACACGCUACAAAAAGCUCCGCAACCUGACCAACCUACUCAUUGCUAACCUGGCUAUCUCAGACUUCAUUGUGGCAGUGGUUUGCUGCCCGUUCCUGGUGGACUACUAUGUGGUAAAACAGCUUUCCUGGGAUCAUGGAUUGGUGCUGUGCGCCUCUGUCAACUACCUCCGGACUGUGUCACUCUACGUGUCCACAAACGCAUUGCUCGCCAUUGCAGUUGACAGGUACAUGGCUAUAGUCCAUCCUCUGAGGCCUCGUAUGAAGUUCCAAACCGCCUACUGCCUGAUAACAGGAGUCUGGAUUGUACCUAUUCUGAUAUCAAUUCCCUCUGCCUACUUUGCCUCUGAGAUUAGGUACCCUCAUGGUGGCACCACCCCAACCACACACAAAUACUUCUGUGCCCAGAUCUGGCCUGUGGAUCAGCAAGCCUACUACAGAUCCUACUUCUUGUUUGUUUUUGCUGUGGAGUUUGUUGCGCCUGUUAUCAUCAUGGCAAUGUGUUAUGUUCGAAUUUCCUGCGAGCUCUGGUUCAAGAAUGUCCCAGGUUUCCAGACGGAGCAGAUUAGGAAGAGGCUGCGUUGUCGCCGCAAGACAGUGAUGGUCCUGAUUGGGAUUUUGACAGCAUACAUACUUUGCUGGGCACCCUACUAUGGCUUCACCAUCCUACGAGAUUUCCACCCAACACUGAUCUCCCGACAGAGGCACUCUUUGGUGGCCUUCUACAUCAUUGAAUGCAUUGCCAUGAGCAACAGCAUGAUCAAUACCUUUUGUUUUGUUAGCGUCAAGAACAACACAGUUAAGUACCUGAAGAAGAUUGUCCUGCUGCGCUGGAGGUCAUCAUAUGCCCCUAAUAAGACUGUGGAUGAGAUGGAUAUGAGGACAAACUCCUUGCCUGUAACAGAGGAGAUUGAAUGCAUUCACUUGAGGUGAAGAGAAGGGGAUCAUCAUGAACCACAAAGAAACCGUAUAUUGAUUAAUGAGGUAACAUAUCUCAAAGGUUGUUAGUCAGCAGUACAUACAGUACUUCUAUCUGAGGCAUUAAGAGAAUGUAAUUGUUGUGCAUAAUGUGACUAUACACGGUGUUCUUGUGAAAUGUAGCAUGUGUAUAUUAUAUAUUACAUGUAAGACUUUUAAACAGCUGCUACUGACCUUCACUGAUCCAUGAUGUUGACUAUAGUACAUAAGGUUAAUCUUUGUAUUCAUUGUAUCUGUUUGUUCAAAUAGGGCAAAAGGGUGAAAUCAUUUCUGAUAAAGAAAUUCCUUAAUUAACCAUUGCUUGUAUAUUUUCUGUUGUCCUGUUUGCUUCUA